UCUCAGUAAAGUCAGUACUAUGAUUCAAAUUCAACCCUUAAUUAAUCAAAUAAUCAACAAAUAAGAUACAGUCUUCGUCUAAUUCUUCGAGUUUCCAUUACCAGUCACUGUCGCAGCUAUGGUGCAAGGCUGGAAAUGGAGCAGGAGAAGGUCUCACUUACCUCUUAUUUCUCUUAUCUUUAUGCUUUUAAUUACUGUUACUGUUCUUUUCAACGAGUUCAGAAUUCACGAGUAUCAACCCCAAGAUCAUAACCCUCAUCUUCAAAAUACCCAGAAUUCAUCUCCAGUUGCGUUGGAUGGAUUCACUACAUGUAGCUCUACUGUAGAGUACAAUGGAGGAGAAGUGGGGUGGGGUAGAAGUGACCGGCAUUCGCCGGUUUCGGGUGGUAUCAAGGAGUGUGAUGUGUUUACAGGAAAAUGGGAGUUUGAUAAUGGAUCAUAUCCUCUAUACAAUGAGUCCCACUGUCCUUACAUGUCUGAUCAGUUAGCUUGUCAUAAGCAUGGAAGACCUGAUUUGGGGUACCAAUAUUGGAGGUGGCAGCCAAAUGACUGCAACUUGAAAAGAUGGAGUGUUACUGAAAUUUGGGAAAAGCUGAGAGGGAAGAGAUUAAUGUUUGUGGGAGAUUCACUUAAUAGAGGGCAAUGGAUCUCUAUGGUGUGCUUGCUACAGUCAGUGAUUCCAGCUAACAAGAGGUCUAUGUCCCCAAAUGCUCAUCUUACUGUCUUUCGAGCAGAGGAGUAUAAUGCUACAAUUGAAUUUCUAUGGGCUCCUUUACUUGUUGAUUCAAAUUCCGAUGAUCCUGUGAAUCAUAGGUUAGGUGAUCGAAUAAUCCGUCCAGAUUCAGCUUCAAGGCAUCUUUCCAAAUGGGAGAAUGCUGAUAUACUUGUAUUCAAUACGUACUUAUGGUGGAGACAAGGACCGGUAAAGCUGUUGUGGAGCAGUGAAGAUAAUGGAGUUUGUGAAGAGUUGGAUGGUGUACGAGCCAUGGAGUUGGCCAUGAAAACCUGGGCUAAGUGGGUGGAUUCUAAUGUCAAUCCUCUCGAGAAGCGAGUGUUUUUUGUUACCAUGUCACCUACACAUAUGUGGAGCCAAGAGUGGAAUCCAGAAAGUCAAGGAAACUGCUACAACGAGAGUAAUCCCAUUAUUCAGGAGAAUUACUGGGGAACUGGUUCCGACUUGCAAACAAUGAGUAUCGUGGAGGAUAUCCUAAGUCGAUUGGGAUCAAAGGUCACAGUUCUCAACAUCACUCAGCUAUCUGAAUAUCGAAAAGAUGGUCAUCCUUCUAUUUAUCGCAAGUUUUGGGAAACGCUUAGUCCUGAACAGUUGUCAAAUCCUGAGUCAUAUUCUGAUUGUAUACAUUGGUGCUUGCCUGGUGUACCUGAUGUAUGGAAUGAGCUGCUCUUCCAUUUUUUGUAAGAAGGAUACACAAAAUUGUAAUUAGCAUAUUCCAUGAACACUACUGUUUACUAUAACUAAGUCAAAAGUUUCACCUAAAGUUCAUAGAUAUUCUCGAAUAUAUGUGAAUUAUGAGGUUGAUACACUUGGUUAAAAA
This is a messenger RNA of Chenopodium quinoa (quinoa), 1553 nucleotides long. Its product is annotated as protein trichome birefringence-like 35. Bases 119 to 1417 code for a protein of 432 amino acids. Gene Ontology annotation, cellular component: Golgi apparatus. Lineage: Eukaryota; Viridiplantae; Streptophyta; Magnoliopsida; Caryophyllales; Amaranthaceae. Gene Ontology annotation, molecular function: O-acetyltransferase activity. The transcript has 7 exons. The record is from RefSeq and is a predicted model, not a curated record.